Messenger RNA from Triplophysa dalaica, 4512 nucleotides. It is a transcript of the gene spire1b, whose product is annotated as spire-type actin nucleation factor 1b. Gene Ontology annotation, biological process: cleavage furrow formation; intracellular transport; actin filament network formation. Gene Ontology annotation, molecular function: actin binding. Bases 201 to 2411 code for a protein of 736 amino acids. Gene Ontology annotation, cellular component: cytoplasmic vesicle membrane; cell cortex. The record is from RefSeq and is a predicted model, not a curated record. The transcript is spliced from 17 exons. NCBI's taxonomy places the organism in Eukaryota, Metazoa, Chordata, Actinopteri, Cypriniformes, Nemacheilidae.
UGCCGUUGACGUAAUUCAGCAGCGUGCCAAAGCCCCGCCUUCUCCGAGAGCCGUUUCACAUCCAUGUCAUUCUGCUCUUUCGGCUUUAUGUCUUCAACGCACAAAUAACACCGAGCAGCAGCGCGUCUACAUGACCGCAGCAGGACCCUGUGCACUGAGCUCCAGAACUUUCCGAAGCUCCUGCUGGAGAUGAGGAGAGCAUGGCCCGCAGGAGAGAUGACGCUGCAGGCGGACAGAAGCUGAAGGGUGAUGCUGAUGGUGCGCAUCCCAUCAUGGACAGCGAAGACGAGGAGGCUCUGUCUCUGGAGGAGAUUUUACAUCUAUACAAUCAGCCCAUCAAUGAGGAGCAGGCGUGGGCUGUGUGUUAUCAAUGUUGUCGAUCUUUACUGAAGAGGAAGGAGGGCGCUGCUGCCGUCGGACCGGGGGAUGUGAGGAUCUAUAGAGACGGGGCCGUGCGCUUAUAUGUCGGAGUCACAUCAGGUGCACACAAUCCCACCCGCUCGUCCACACAGCAGGUGAUCGAGUCUCUGGGUAUCGUGAUCUAUAAAGCUCUGGAUUAUGGGCUGAAGGACAGCGAGGAGCGAGAACUGAGUCCGCCGCUGGAGCAGCUCAUCGAUCUCAUGACCAAUGUGCUCGAGACGGACAGCGACUCCUGCCCUGAUGAAGGAUACUCAGCCGCUGAGGAGGAGGAAGAUGACCGACAGGAGCAUCCGGCUUAUCCAUGCCGUAUCCGCGGAUACCGUGACAUCAUCAAGAUCUGCAGUCUUCACCUGUCCAGCCCCGCAGAUGCUGUCAGUCAUUAUCAGGCCGUGUGUCGGGCACUUCACGCCGAGACUAGAGAGCUUCAUAGCUUCCUGGAGAAGAUCAAGAGUGUCAAAGAGAACCUGCGUCAGAUGGAGGGAGACACAGUUGAUGAUCCGGGCAGAGAGCUGAACGAGCUGCAGAAUGCUGAUUGGGCUUGGCUGUGGGUUCAGAUGAUGCGUGAUCUGAGGACGGGUGUCAAACUGAAGAAAGUUCAGGAACGCCAGUAUAAUCUGCUGCCCAUCGAGUUUCAGCUCACACCGUAUGAGAUGCUCAUGGACGACAUCCGCUCCAGACGCUACAAACUACGCAAGGUCAUGGUGAAAGGAGAUAUCCCUCCCAGGUUAAAGAAAAGUGCUCACGAGGUCAUACUUGAGUUCAUCAGGUCCAGACCUCCCCUCAACCCCGUGGCAGCACGGAAACUCAAACCGCAGGCUGUACAUCCGCCCACGCUUCAUGAACGCAUCCUUGAGGAGAUCAAGACUGAACGGAAACUCAGGCCUGUAUCGCCGGAUCAGAUCCGCAGGAGUAGACUGGCAAUUCGGCCUCUUAGUAUGUCUCAGAGUUUUGAUUCAUCAGAUGUGUCCUCCGCUGACAGUUCGAUGAAAGCCUGCAGCACUCUCUCGCUGGCCAAUGGCGUGUCACUUCAGCCAAACAACUCCGGUGGGUUUCAGAGGAGACGUCUUCAAGCACCCACCCUGUCUGAACUCGACAGCUCUGAUUCAGAUGACGAGACCGCGGGUCAAAGGUCAGCCAGCUGUUCCAGCCUCUCAACAUCUAUGGUGGACGACACGUCUCCAGAAUCCGUCCUGGGGAAGAAAACUCCGCCCAUGUUCCUGCCCAUCUCGUCCACGCCUCAGCCCGAGAGACGACAGGCGACCCAGCGGCGACACUCCAUCGAGAAGGAAACACCCACCUGUGUACGUCAGUUCCUGCCGCCCUCCAGACAGAACUCUAAAUCUCUAGAGGAGUUCUGUUUUCCUGUGGAGUGUUUGGCUCUGACUGUGCAGGAGGUGAUGCACAUUCGACAGGUCUUGGUCAAAGCUGAACUGGAGAAGUUCCAGCAGUAUAAAGACGUUUACAACGCUCUGAAGAAGGGGAAGCUCUGCUUCUGCUGUCGGACCAAGAGAUUUUCUUUCUUCACCUGGUCUUACACCUGUCAGUUCUGUAAAAGGCCUGUGUGUUCGCAAUGCUGUAAGAAGAUGCGGCUGCCGUCAAAGCCCUAUGCAAAUCUACCCAUCUACUCGCUGGGUCCGUCCACGUCCACUCUGAAACGAGACACGGCAUCCUCCAGGCCAGAGAAAGCCGGCACGAGCCAACAUCGACCCGGCCUUCAGAGAACAAUGACCAGAUUAUCUAAGAACACGAGACAGUCGUCGUCCUCACAGGAUGAGACGGAGCUGCCGAAAGACCUGAUGGAGGACUGGGCGACCAUGGAGGUGUGCGUGGACUGUAAGAAGUUCAUCUCUGACAUCAUCGCCUCCAGCAAACACAGCCUCUCAUUGGCCAACAAGCGAGCGCGUCUGAAGCGCAAGACUCAGUCGUUUUUUCUGGCUUCUGAGAAGGGUGCAGAAUACAGACCUUCAGAGAGAACCAUCAAUGAGGUUUAGAUGCACCGGACGUGAUGUCGUACAGAUGAGCUCAAGCCAGCGAUCAUGAGGACGUGUUGCAUCGUUGUGUCGUGAGUGACUGAUGUUAGGAUUGCUCUUCUUUGUAUAUACUGAUUUUAAAAUCCACGUGAAAAUCCACUCAAACCUGCUUUACCUCCAUCAGGUGAUGUUAGAGCUGGAUGAUAUAUCAAAUAUUCAUUUAUGCAUUAAUAUUGCCUUGAUUGUGUGUUUCAAACCAGAUUUAUAUUUGGCCACUUGUGUGUAUCUCUUGGGAGUGUAUGAGAACAAACACAUCAUUCAGUUCAUUUCUGCAAAAGAGGAGAAAUAUCACUUUAAAAGCUUCAUUAUUACUCCUAGACGUCAGUGAGGGCAAAAGAAAACUUUUGCUGAAAUCUCAUGUGCGUCUCAAAUAUAAUUCCUGAGAAACAGAGUCAUAAAUAUAUCAGUCAUUAUAUAAUGUCAAUAUUAUUGAAGAUCUCAAUAUCAACUCAAACAUUUCUCAUCAAAUGCAGAUUAUUUCACCUCUGAAAGGAGCAUUUUGAUAUCAUGUGUGUUUAGUCUACAUGACUUUAAACCGACAAGCACAAAUCCAUCAGAUGUGUAGGAUGGUUAAAGGAUAAAAUAUUAUUUUAUAUUCAUAUUGUGAAGUUAAAGUGUAAAUAUUUGUACAUUAUGUGUAGGUUUAAAUGUAAAUGAUGCAUCUGCUUGAAUAUUUCAUGAUAUUUCUUCUCCUGAGUCUCUCUUUUCUGAUUCAGACAAUGUGAUGCAAUGAGCCUGAGUUUCUUUAAGAAUGAAGAAAUGGAUUUAUUUUUAGUAAUAAUGUCUUUACGUUUUACUGUACAUAAUAGUCUUUGGCGGUCAGUAAAUAAUCGGGGAUGUAUAGCUUUUAAAUUCAAUCAAAGAUGUAAAUGAAUUAUCCUGAGCGCUGAGACAGUGAGAUAAUAUUGUGACGUCUCAUAUCACACAUAAAUCAUCAUCUGAAGGGAAUUUAUUUCCGAGAGUUUUUAUCUGUUUUAAAAUCAAAUUGUGUUUGGAGUUACCUGGAUAAUGUUUGUGCUUUUUUAUAACGUCUGGUUGAUAUGCUUGAUUCUGAUUGGCCAGUCGAGACAUUCGCAGGUUCGCUAUUCCCAGAUAACAACCGCUCAAAACUAAUAACACACGGUAACCGAAUGCAGCAAACCAUUUGAUUUAUUUCUGAGUAAUUAAAUAUAAAUUUAUCUUUUAAUGACGUACAUGACAUUAUAUUUACUUAUGAUUAAACUAAUUUGCUCAUGACAUUUAAACGACGUUUCUUACCGAAAGUAAAUGGCUUUUCCUCAUGGAAGGUCUGCAUUCGGUAAAAAAGAUCUAAUAAAAUAUUUCAAAUUCAUAUUUCAUGUCCAGUUUUUUUCAUGUGGCAAAAGACAUGUAGUAAGCGUGAUAAUGUUUACUUAACAACACCUCACUGUCUUUAUACAGUAAUGGUAAAAACAAAUGUGGUAUCAUGUUUGUUUGUAUGUGGGUUCCCAUGAUAAUAAAAACCUAAAAAAAAAUCAUACUGCUGCUUAGACUUUGCUGUUAUUGUCUUAAUGAACACAAUCAAAUUAAACAGAAUAUAACAUAUUUAAAUCUGUUAAAUCCAGUGAGAAGAACAAAUGAAAUCUUUGUAAAAUGAUUUUCUUAUAUCAUAGAAACUGGUUAGAAGUGAUUAUCAGUACAACAGUUCUUAAUAAUAAUGCAACAUCUUUUUUGUUAUUUGUUGUUCAAAAUCCUCUCAAUAAUUUGUUUGUUGUGCUAUUAACAUAAGUCCCACUUACAUUCUGUAACCGUUUAUCAACAUAUUACAAAACAUAAAACAUAUUUUUGUGAACCUUAUGAUAAUAAUUCACUAACAAAUGGUGUCAUGAUGUGAUAAGAUUUAUGGAGUGUUGUGAGGAUGCUGUGAGUUGGAUUCUUUCGCAGGUUUGAAAUGUUUGUUUUCUCCAUUAUCUGUGAAUCUUUUUAUUUGCCUUAGAAACACGCUCUUUUAAUCAUGCUUAUAUCCCUCGAAUGGGUUUACUUGUAAAUUGGGUGAACUUGUACUCUAUUGUGUAAAUAAAUGCGUCCAGACAGCUGCAGUCGU